UGUGUUGGACAAAGAAAGCGAAUAGCGCACGUAGAAAACGAUUGAAGUGGAAGGAGGAAAAAGGAAAUCUACCAGAUGUGAAAUGGUUGAAUGAAUGUGAAAUUUCGUUUGGAAAUCAAUGUUUUUAUGGUACACGGCCCUAACACCAAUUAAACCCUGUCCCACCGUCGAAAUCCGUAAAUUGUUGUGUUUCGGAAAAUGAUUUCGUGAACAGUGAAGUGACAUUCGAAUCCCGAGCGUUCAAGUUAAAAUGGCGAUUUAAUGAAUAAUGGUGGCUUUAUGAAAUUUUCUAGUUUCGGCAUCGACAUUAUGGAAGACAAUUCGCUAAAUCACCAGAACGGGGCCCAAAUCGGGGGGCCCCAGACCGUCUCGGUGACCAACAACAAGCAGAACGAAGAGGCCAAUCCCAAAGCACAGUAUUCAAUUCCUGGAAUAUUGCAUUUUAUUCAACAUGAAUGGGCACGGUUCGAAUUGGAAAGAUCACAGUGGGAAGUCGACAGGGCUGAAUUACAAGCCAGGAUCGCCUUCCUGCAGGGCGAACGCAAAGGCCAAGAAAACUUGAAAAAUGACUUGGUUCGCCGCAUAAAAAUGCUGGAGUACGCGCUGAAGCAAGAACGAGGCAAAUUUCACAAAUUGAAAUACGGUACUGAAUUGCAACAAGGAGAUAUGAAGCCUCCGAUCAUAGAUGAAGCGUGUGAAUCUCAAAUGGAUAUUGACCAAUCGUAUGUUGCCGUUUCUAAUUCAACAUGGAAACAAGGUCGUCAGUUACUUAGACAGUAUUUACAAGAAAUCGGUUACACCGAUCGAAUUAUCGAUGUGAGAUCAACACGCGUUAGAGCUCUUCUAGGAUUGAAUAACAACACCGAACCGGAAGAAAACCACAACGGAAGUUCGGUUAACGGCAAUGAGUCGAUUAAGCGCGCCAGCGAGACGCAGGGGAGAAGAACUCCAGCUAAGAAACCUCAACCCAGCUCAUUGGCCGAAGCAAUGAUGCUCGAUACAGAAGCGGCGGUUAUGGCCAAUUUGGACUUCCUGUCUAAUGCUGAUGUUGACAUGGAAGACGAUGAUGAUAUGAGUGAUGAUGUUGACAUUGAGCCCACUGAUGAUCUCGACGACGAUGUGAAAGUGGUGAAACGAAAAGGUAAACUGGAUAGUUUGGGAGAUGAUGUGGACGCCGAAGCCAUGGAAGUUCUAAACGAACUCAAUCUUUUGUCCGAGUCUGGAGAGCGACAGGAAUUUAAGAAUGAGCACAGCGAGUGGAAGAAAGGUUUUCAAGGUGGAGUGCCUAAGAGGCCGCUGGGCCUAAACGACGACGAUAACAUUGAUUCGGCGUUAGGGCUCGGCGAACUGGCCCAACUGACGGUAAACAAUGAUGCAGAGACUACGUACGACAUUGCCAGCAGUAAAGAGGCAUUUCGGAAGACAUGGAAUGCCAAAUACACGCUUCGAAGUCACUUUGACGGGGUCCGAGCGCUAGCUUUUCAUCCAAAUGAGUCCGUACUGAUCACAGCUAGCGAAGACCACACUUUGAAACUGUGGAAUUUGCAGAAAACUGUACCCGCGAAAAAAUCGGCAUCCCUUGAUGUGGAACCCUUGUACACCUUUAGGAAUCAUACUGGACCCGUUCUUUGUUUGGCGAUUUCCGGGACCGGAGAAUUUUGUUAUUCCGGUGGCUUAGAUGGCGUGAUAAACUGUUGGAAUGUUCCUAAUUCUAACAUAGAUCCGUACGAUUUGUUUGAACCUGACGUUCUAAACACUACGUUGCAAGGUCAUACUGACGCUGUUUGGGGGCUGUCUGUUUUAAAUUCUCGGCAGCAUUUGCUCUCAUGUGCGGCCGAUGGUACUGUUAAGUUGUGGGCACCGCAUAGCAAGGUACAAUUACUGAACACGUUCACGUCCGAACAGGACGGGAUCCCCUCAAGUGUAGAUUUCGUGAGAGACCAACCAAAUCGUAUAGUCGCAGCUUACGCUAGUUCUCAUUGUGUAGUAUAUGAUUCUGAAACUGCCAAAUCCGUCAUGCGGCUCGAAUCCAGUCAAGACAGUGUUAAUCCUAAUAAUAAGCAAAUAAAUAGAAUAGUUUGCCAUCCGACUUUACCCUUGACCAUCACAGCACACGAAGAUAGACAUGUUCGUUUCUGGGAUAAUCACACCGGCAAAAUGGUCCAUUCUAUGGUUGCUCAUCUCGAAGCUGUCACUAGCCUAGCAGUAGAUCCUAACGGGUUGUAUUUAUUAUCAGGCUCACAUGAUUGUUCAAUAAGAUUAUGGAACUUGGACAAUAAGACUUGCGUUCAAGAGAUCACUGCACACAGAAAGAAGUUCCACGAAAGCAUUCUAGACGUCGCUUUCCACCCGACUCGGCCGUAUAUUGCAAGUGCGGGGGCUGAUGGACUGGCCAAAGUGUUUGUCUGAAUUAUAAGUAAACAGGACAUCACUUAUAUUAAAUAGAUUUUGUCAAUCGAUACAUUCACUGGCUUUACUAUUUGUGUGGGUUAGGUGUACAUAAAAUAUUCUGAAGGAGUUUGUAUAUACUACAUGAUUGUACUCAAAGGCUUUUCUUACUUUAAUUUCUCAUGUUUUAUUUAUCACCAAAGUUUAGACAAACAACUUAUGUACAUGUUUCCUACACUUUGAGCUUAUAUGUGCUCACAGAAUGAUCUUGAUGUUUCGUAGGAGUUAAUUUUUGUUGUAGGAUAGUCAGCGUUCUGAUAAAUCCCAUCAUUUGCAAUUAUUUUCUUGUUUCUGGACUUGCAUACCAAAAGAAUCGCUUUUGUGUACAGCUGGCCAUACCCAAAGUGUAAGAAAAAAUUCUCAUUUUACACACAAUGUCGACGCGUUUUCUUAUUUUGUGAUAACUAGUUUCAACUCACUAAUAAAUGAAUUGCCACAGGAAAAACAUUUUUAAAAGUGUAUUAAUAGUAACGUUUUUAUAAUAGUAUUAAAAUAGCUGUUAUUUUAUUAUUUUAAGCAUAUAAUUUAUCACGUAUAUUUUUAAGUUUAAUAUAGUCCAGUGCAUAAUAGCUAAAGAAACGUAAAGUAGCAGUUAACAAUAGUAAGUGAUAAUAAGUAUAAUUGUGAAUGUAUAAAAGUGUAUUUAAAUCAUAGGAUAAUAUUUAAGAAACUGGUCUCUCUAUUAGUUAUCUGUUUUCUAAAGUCAAUAAUGUAUAUAUUAGCUUAAUCAUUUUCGGUUUUGAUAGCGAGAUUGUUGUGUUUAUGUAACUUUUUAUAGUGGCUACUAUUUAUUUUGUACACAAGUUUUAAACUGUUUAAAAUGCUUCGAAACAGAACGAUAAGUCCCGUAUGAUUUCAACAUUGUAGAUACAAAGUCAUAGGAACUACUUACACCGUCAUGUUCUAUUUUAUAAAGAAAUUUCAUGUUUGCAAUGUAUAAAACACCUGUAACUUUUUUAAAAUAACCAUAAGUGGUUACGAAGCGGUCAAAUCACAAGGAAUGAAGAAUGUAUGACUUAAUGUAUAAAACAUAAAACAAUAAACUGUAAAUACUCAA
Molecule: messenger RNA, 3505 nt
Organism: Tribolium castaneum (red flour beetle)
Lineage: Eukaryota; Metazoa; Arthropoda; Insecta; Coleoptera; Tenebrionidae
Gene: Cka
Product: Connector of kinase to AP-1
Exons: 8
Coding region: 262-2409 (715 amino acids)
Molecular function (GO): protein binding
Source: RefSeq, a predicted model, not a curated record